This is a messenger RNA of Naegleria fowleri, 1215 nucleotides long. RefSeq lists its product as uncharacterized. NCBI's taxonomy places the organism in Eukaryota, Heterolobosea, Eutetramitea, Acrasida, Naegleriidae. The transcript has a single exon. The record is from RefSeq and is a predicted model, not a curated record. Bases 1 to 1215 code for a protein of 404 amino acids.
AUGCCAUUAGUUGCAGCGACCACAUUGCCAAAAUUCAAGCCAAGAAACUCUAAAGAUGAAAAGCCAUUGAUUGCAUUAAUUGGUGAAAAUUCGGGAACAGAGCUGACAGAUUUCAUCAUUCCAUACAGCGUUCUUGUUGAAGCCAAUGUUGCUUCCCAAGUGCUCACCGUUUCCACAAGGAAGGACGAACCCAUCCAUCUAUUUCCCACACCCUCAUGUAAAAUGUUGGCUCAUACUCAUAUCAGUGAGUUUAAUGAACAGUAUCCUCAAGGAGCUGACUAUCUGUUUGUUCCCGCAGUUAAAAACAACACGAAUGAAAUCUUGUUGAAAUUUGUGAGAGAACAAUUCGAGAAAGGCGCCACUGUGAUUAGUAUUUGUGAUGGCAUUUGGGUUCUCGUGAAUGCAGGUUUAUUUGAAAAAGAUCCAUCGAGAGAAUCAUUGCAACGUGGUGUAGGUCAUUGGUAUUCGAUGAAUCGGUUACGAAAGCAACAUCCUCAUGUGGAAUGGAUGAGCAAUGAAAGAUAUGUUGUUUCGUCGAACUUCCAUGGUGGAAACCCUCUCAUUUCCACUUCUGGAAUUUCUGCUUCAAUUCCUGUCAGUUUAGCAUUGGUUGAAGCCAUUGCUGGGCAGGAACAUGCCCAGCGAGUGGCUCUGAAGUUUGGAGAGAGGCAUUGGAGCGCUCAACAUUGCAGUGAUGACUUUAAACUCACUCUGAAACGAGUGUUCACUUUGGCAAGUAAUUUUCUGAGCUUUUGGAAACAUGAAAAGGUUGGAAUUGUCGUGAAUUCUCCAAAGUUGCUUGAAUAUCAAAAAGAAGAAGAAUCAGCAGUGGAUGAAAUGAAACUGGCUUUGGUUGCGGAUUGUUAUUCGAGGACCUAUUGUUCACAAGCUUUUUGUGUUUACAGAAACAUCCACUCGAAAGAACAAGGGAAAAAACUCGAGGAAAAACCCCUCACUUUUAAAACAUUGAGAGGACUCACAUGGAUUCCAGAUCUUGUAAUGACCAUUCAUGAAGAAGCGGCAGCUGACUAUGACGACUCUCUCAAACAUCAACUCCAUUUGGAUCGAUUGGUCGACCUCUCUCCCAGCUCUUCUUCAGAAAAUGCAACACUCAAUGCUUCUCAAUUAUUGAACAAGACAUUACAAGACCUUUCUGAGCACUAUGGUGAAUCCACUCGUGAUUGGGUGGCCACUCAAUUGGAAUUUCUUGAAUAA